GAUUAAUGUAAAUAUCAUGCCGAAUAACAAUAAGUAAAUGGGCCCAAAUAGCCUCCCGAAACCUUAGUUCUGCGCCACCGCCGAUGUCCUAGAUCGGCUUCGCCACUCGUAACCCUAGCGCCGACGCCGCCUUCGCGUGCCCCCCACCCAGGUCGCCUGCCGCCUAAACCCUCGCCCCGUCCCCGUGCCUCUUCGCCCCUGUAGUCGCCCUCCGCCGCCCCUCCCGCUACCACUCGCGUUACCCUUUACUUGAACUGGGCGAAGCCCAGUUUUUCUUCCAGACUUGCAUGAGACGCGCCUUAGCUCGCCUCCGCGCCACGCAGAAAGGCGCGCGGGGGUUUGCAGCAUUGCAAAGCCCUGCGCCAUCUUCUGAAAAUGGCGUUGGGCUUGCGCCUCGCGCCAUGGCGCGCAAUUUACAAUUAUGGCAUGAAUAUGAUUUUGGAGGGCAUACAUGGAAUAAGUUCCGGGGGGAUGCAUUUCAAUGGGUUUUUCUGUCUGGACCGGCUGCAAUAAUUCUGGGGGCAUCUUCAAUGCCUUCACUGGCAGAAGAUGUUUCAAUUGAAUCAAGUUCCACUGAUGGUACAAAUAUUGCUGAUUCUGGUGGUUUGCGUAAAAUUGAGGAUGGGUCAGUGGUAUCAAAUGAGCAUACAUCUAAAUGGAGAAUUUUUACUGAUAAUGGAAGGAAUUAUUUUAUGCAGGGAAAUGUUGAGCAAGCUGAGAAAUUUUUUCGAUCUGCAUUAGAAGAAGCAAGAGAAGGUUUUGGAGAAAGGGAUCCUCAUGUUGCCUCUGCAUGCAACAACCUGGCUGAGUUGUUUAGACUCAAAAAGGACUUUGAGAGUGCGGAACCAUUGUACCUGGAAGCUAUUAACAUACUAGAGAAGCAUUUUGGAAUAGAUGACAUAAGAGUUGGGGCUGCCCUUCAUAAUCUUGGUCAAUUCUACCUCAUACAGCGAAUAUUGGAAAAAGCUCGUGUAUGCUAUGAGCGUGCUCUGAAGAUAAAGCGACGUGUAUUAGGAGAAGCACAUCCAGAAUAUGCUGAUACGUUGUAUCAUCUUGGCACUAGGACCUAAUUGUGGAUUCUAUACGGAUACUGGAUGCAAUUGGACAAGGAGAAUCUUUCUUAUGCGUCAGAAGAAUGCAGUAUCUUGCACAGAUGUAUAUCAAGUCCAAUCGAUUUACUGAGGCUGAGAUUUUAUUAAGAAAGAUUCUGCAUACAAUGGAAUUAUCAAAGGGAUGGAAAUCUUUCGACACUGUUGUUGCAGCUGAACGACUUGCACUGGUUCUCCAAAUAUCAGGGGAGUUAAGGGAAGCAGAAGACUUGUUAGAGAGAUGUCUCGAUGCUCGGAAGAAGUUGCUUCCUGAUGAACAUAUUCAGAAUGCAGCCAACAUGCUUUACACUGCUAGAUUGAAAAUGCAAAUCUCCAACCAGCUAAUGAGGACGAAAAGUUCUCAAGCUAUGGCGGAGCUUGACGUGGCUAAAGAUCUUCUGCAGAAGUGCAUAAGGGUAGCUCGACAUGUCCUUGUUCAAGUUGUGGAACAGAAAGGAAAUAAAGGGCCUACUGGGAUACCCAGAAAAACGAGGAACGAAGCGCAUUCUGCAGCCCUGAUACUGCUACAAUCACUCAACGCUCUUGGCUCACUGGAGAUCAUGAAGCUGGAAUUUCCAGGUGCAAUGGAAUACUUACCUGCUGAGGCUGAGGCUGAGGCUGCUCUUUGUCAAUGUGUUUCCACUUAUAAGGAGUUUGCAUCUGAACAUUCGAUAUCUGAUUCUCCCCAAGUAAAAGCUGAGUAUCUAUCUUGUUUACGCCAUCUGUACAACUUGGUAAGCAAGGGCAUGACAAGCGAAAUAGGCACGGCAAAAGAAAUAAAAGAUGAAAUUCGGCGCGUCGAAGAUGAGGUCUCUAAAGCUGCAGGUGUUUGAUGCUAAAUCCUCCUCUGGUAAUGCCACUUGCUCUUGUUGGAAUAUAACUUGGGGGCAGUGAUCCCCAUGAGAAUUUGGUGGUGCUUUCUGUAUAAUGUAGUAAAUACAUUGAUAAAUCAUUACUUGUCUGUGACCAGUUGGAAUAAAGUCCUGAGUACACAAGAAAAAAUUCAAUAAUUGUUAUUUAUUUUGGUAAAGAUUGUCAUAAAGUUUGUGAUGGAUGGUUUGGUAAGCAUAGUUAUACUCUUCCCUUCUCUCUUUUCAUAA
Sesamum indicum (sesame) is the source of this 2188-nucleotide messenger RNA. The record is from RefSeq and is a predicted model, not a curated record. NCBI's taxonomy places the organism in Eukaryota, Viridiplantae, Streptophyta, Magnoliopsida, Lamiales, Pedaliaceae.